AUGCGAUUCAAAGACGAAAACAAAUUGAGGCAACUUGUAUCGAAAGUAAAAAGAAAGAAAAUUUUAAAAGAUUUAUUUGGCAAAAAAUGCAAAUGUGGAUCAGAAAAUCAAGUAAUUCAACCUUCAACUUUUUGUCAAAAACUUGAACCACCAACAAACGAGUCACCAAAUUUUGAACACUUUACUGAGCAUAGUUCAAUUCAUGGCCUUCGGUUCCUCUCGAAAAGAAGAAAUAAUAGCUUUUCACGAAUAUUCUGGUCUCUUUCACUAAUCAUGUCAUUAAUUGGUUUAUUUUACAAUGGCAAACGAUUAUUUAUCAAGUUGAAUAUAUCGCCUGACAUUGGGAUUUCUGUAAAGUAUGAACUUGCUAGAGAGGUUCCAUUUCCUGCCGUUACAUUUUGCAUGCCUUUAUUUGCAAAGAACGGAUUAGCAAAUUAUUCCAAUUAUGUCUCUGAAUAUUAUAAGAAUGAAAAACAAAAUCUUUUAAACUUAACAGAAAUGGAUAAAAAAUAUUUGUCAUCUAAUUCACUGCGUUGUGCUAUAAAUCGAUUGCAACCAUUUAAUGAGUGUUGUAGUGAGACAAAUAUUUCUAACAUUUUACAGUUAAUGGAUGAAAGCCAGCUGACAAUAGAAGAAAGCUUAGCUGGUUGUAGCUUAAGACUCAUAAAUGGUGAUUGUAAACAUAUGUUUAGAAGGAUAUUGACAGAUCGUGGAUUUUGCUUCACAACAAAUAUGCAAAAUAUUGACACAAUUUUAAAUUUCAAUGAAAUGAGCAAGGAUCUUCAAAAUUAUUAUGAAUUCCCUCGAUCAAAUAAAAAGAAUAAGAAUGAAACGGAUAUUUUUUGGACAUUAGAUAAUGGAUAUAAUGAUUCAUUGACAAAAGGUGUCAUUCCUUAUCGAUUAACUAAAGCUAAUGUUCACAUUGCAAGAACAUUUUCUACUGCUGAAGAUGCUGUAAAUGUUUGUAAUUUGAGAACAAUUCUUGUAAAAAUUCACAUGCCUAAUGAGAUUCCAACAAUAUUUCAUGGAGGCUUUCAGGUUGAGCAAACACACGAAAAAAGAUUAAAACUUCGAGCAAAGGCCACUAAAGCUCAUGAAUCUUUAAGAGGAUAUUCACCAAGUACACGAUUGUGCUAUUUUGAAGAUGAGAGAAAAUUGAAGUUUUUUAAGACCUACACAAAAUAUCAGUGUUAUCUCGAAUGUCUCGCAGAAGAUGUUUUUGAAAAGUGCGGAUGUGUUGCAUUUUAUAUGCCUAGAAAUUCAUCGACACAAGUUUGUGGUUUCAAAGAAGCAAUGUGUGUUCAUAGAAGUACUUACGAUUGGCCUGAUGAUGAAGAUUUAGAGUCUGGAACAACACCUUGUGAUUGCUAUCCAACUUGCAAUGAUGUUGAAUAUACAGUCAGUGAGACUGAUUUUGUGUAUGAUGCAUCAAUUCAUGCAGAUCGGAUUCAAAACUAUUCAAAGGAAACAAAUACUAAAUUAAAUCCAAAGUGCGAAGACUUCUUGAAAACAAUGGAUAAAGUUAGUGAUGAUGUUUAUAUUGUAAGAAGUCCACUUUAUGAAAGAGGAAAAAAUAUCAAUAUUUAUUCAUCAAAACCUCAAAUGAAUUUGUGUAAAACACCAAAGUCAACAAAUCAAGCUUUCUCUCAGUUAAACACACCCCGCAAUGAUUGUGAAACAUUUAAUUGUGUGCAAUAA
Molecule: messenger RNA, 1698 nt
Organism: Chironomus riparius
Lineage: Eukaryota; Metazoa; Arthropoda; Insecta; Diptera; Chironomidae
Source: the annotation of a GenBank genome assembly